Molecule: messenger RNA, 1690 nt
Organism: Durusdinium trenchii
Lineage: Eukaryota; Dinophyceae; Suessiales; Symbiodiniaceae
Source: the annotation of a GenBank genome assembly
AAUCACCCUAAAGGACGGUAGAUUCUUGGUGUUCCAAGGCAAUUGUGUGGUUAAUGAAGCUGGCCUUGCCAUGGGCCUUCUUGACUCUGGCCACUGGCAAGCAGACGCCGGCAGCACUGGAAGCAUCCUACAAGGAACGCAUCGAGAAGGUCUUGAACCGCUCGGCGUCCUUAGCUGCUGAGCACUUGGCACAGCGCUUGUCCUUGGAUCCUGGGAGCCUGUUCGGCGGCUACGAGCUAGACUAUGAGAGGAAAAGUUGGGCGCACGGAUGUUUGGGGUUGGUGCUUUCGCGGGAUUCCUUGGAGAACUGCGCUUUGCGGCAGCUGCAGGCGCUUACUGCUCUGUGUGAUGUGCCACUGACCACAGCUGGAUCGAGUCGGAGACAGGUAGUUGAGGACCAUUUGAUGCGUUUGCUCGCAGAGGAGAUCCCGGAGUUGGGGAUGAGGCUGCAGAAGACCUCGGCAGGCUCCAUUUUCUUGCUGCAGAAGCCCACUGGAGAGGAUGCUAGCCCUGCCGUGCAGGCCUCACUGCUGAUGGCAGCCGUUCGCUGCGGGGAGGCCUUAAGCUUGAAGGUGCAGCUGGAGGAGGCUUCUGCCUGGUUUCAAGGGCUCAGUAGCAUUUAUCCUGAGAAUCUCUGGAAAGAGUCCUUCAGCUCCUUCCACCGCGCUGGCAUCACUUGGGAAGCCUUAGCGGUGACCAAGCGGCACAUUGGGAAAGACUCCAACUUCCACCGUGAGCUGGAGAAUUAUUUGCAUCGCUUUGAGCUCUUCUUGCGUGAUGUGUGGGAGGAGAACAGUGAGCACUGGUCCUUUGCCUCCGCUCGCGCAUUGAGCGUUCGUUUUGCCGCCGCCAAGACGCCAAGUCGCACCCGUGAUCGACCAGAUGAUGGGCGAUUGGGGUGCAUCAGGGAGGGUUGGUUGUUCAUAUGUUGUCACUCAUAGUGUACAUUUCCUCAGGCGCUAUAGUGUGUUUGAUUUCUAGAUUCUACUAGCAGCUCCAACACCUGUUUUGGCUCAGGGAUGUGGAUUUGAGGUGGUGAUCGCAUGUCAUCGCAGGCCAAGUUUUGGAACGAACGCUGUGGAUCGUCCAGCGAGCGACGCUUCCCCAUGAAACGAUGCGACGAAUAGGAGAUAUCCACAGAAAUGAUUGCUUUGGGGUGGAUGUUUGUUUUUGUCGACGGUUGAUGUUCUUGGAAGGUUGGUUUGUUCUGGGCAUUCCUGUAUCCUGAGAUUGUGCAAGACUCUGCAAGACAGAACGAGGCCAUUCAGUUGGCUUUGGCUUUGAUUAUCAUGCGUUUUCAAAAACGUUGGGGGAAGGUUGGAAAGCAGUGAAAGCAGUUGCUAAAUUGAACAACGUGUCGUUUUGAUUUCCUUUGCCAGGUCGGCCUCCGCCUUCCAAAACCAACAAAGAUACCCACUGGGCGUGGUUCGAGCCCUCCCAGGAAGAAGAAGGCUCGGAGCCGCUUUCGAACUGGGCCAGUGAGCAUGUGGACCGCUUCCUGGGGCGGCAGCAUUUGCAUCUAAAGGAUGGUCCUGAGGGCCUGUCCCAGGGGAUCCUCGCUCGGCACCCUGGAAGAACGUCGCCAAGGGCGGUUCUUUAAGGGGGGUGAAGGCAUCCAAGUUAUAGGAUGCAAAAGAUCAACCAAUUAGCAAAGGCCUCCAGCUUAAGAGCGAUGGCCUCCACCCUGCUA